UCAUCUCAGAAAGAAAACCUACUGCAGAUAAGCUGAGCAGUCUUUGUUGCUGUAGUUGUAUAACACUUGACCUGUUGGCUCUGGCUGGGUAAACGAACUAUGACUCUGUACAUGUCAUUUGUUUUGUUUUAUGGGCAACAUUGUGCCAUCACUUUGAGGAGGAUUAUACCAUAAUGAGUGGGGCCUGCAGCCCAACAUGUAGAACACAUGCUAUACCAAUGUUGCAUUAUGAAUUUAACCAAUUUUCAUCGUAACCAAGAUCUUGUUUUGCACUGUUCCUUCAGGCAAACAUGCGGGACAUGCUGGAGAGGCUGCAGACCAUCAGCGAGGAGCAAGAGGACUACGAGCCAGGGUUUUAUGGAACUGAGGAUGACCCAGACAAGGUGACUUUGUCUCAACAGGCCGUGAUGUUUGAGAACUCCUCCACUAUUGACAACAUCCUGAGGGAGGCCCACUCCAUACGCAAGGAGAUCUCCUUGCUCCACCUAGAGGUGGAGCAUCUGGCGAUAAAUAACGAACGCUUUGGCACCUCUAUGCGGCGUCUCACGCUCCUCAAGAAGGACUCCGACUUGAUUGCCAGGGGCAUCCAGCAUCACGGGGGGGCUCUGGCCGUCCGCCUGCAGGCCCUGGGUAGGGAGAGCAGCCAGCUGGAGGCAAAGGAAGGUCUCAACUCUGCUGUUAGUCGCAUUGCCCGAACUCAGCACGACACACUGUCCCGUUCCUUCCAAGCGGCCAUGAGCGACUACAAUGAGGCAGAGGAGGUGCAGAGGGAUGCGUGCCGGCAGAGGAUCCAGAGGCAGGCCUCCAUACUGGGGACUGAAAUCACAGAUGACCAGCUGGACGUGAUGGUGGACAAAGGUGGUGAGGGAUGGGCCGAGCUGUCCCAGAGUCUGCAGACCGAAGGCGGUCACUCGUCCCGCUGGGCAAUGCACGAGAUCAAAGGCAGACACAAGGAACUGGUGGAGCUGGAGGCCCGGCUGAAGGAGGUCCAUGAACUAUUCCUGGACAUGGCCAUGCUGGUGGAGGAGCAGGGGUCCAUGCUUAAUAACAUUGAGGCGAUUGUGUGUGGCACAGAGGAAUAUACAGAGAAAAUUAAUGUUUACAUCAAGAAGGCCCUGAAGUACAGAAAGAAGAGUCCUUUCCAACAAUGUUGUCCCUGUCUAUCCUGUUGUAAACCAAACUAACUCAUUUAGGUAUUUUUUAUGGAUGAUUGAAAAAUAAAAUAUAUGUUUAACUUUGUAAAAAGUCAUUGGCUGAAUAGAGAUGUUAUACAAUGUGUAAAUCUUCUGAACAAUUGAGACUUUACACGCCGCUCAAGGACAACA
Messenger RNA from Pseudoliparis swirei, 1325 nucleotides. RefSeq names its product syntaxin-11-like. Gene Ontology annotation, biological process: synaptic vesicle fusion to presynaptic active zone membrane; exocytosis; intracellular protein transport. Gene Ontology annotation, molecular function: SNARE binding; SNAP receptor activity. The record is from RefSeq and is a predicted model, not a curated record. NCBI's taxonomy places the organism in Eukaryota, Metazoa, Chordata, Actinopteri, Perciformes, Liparidae. Bases 291 to 1184 code for a protein of 297 amino acids. Gene Ontology annotation, cellular component: endomembrane system; SNARE complex; presynaptic active zone membrane. The transcript has a single exon.